Oryctolagus cuniculus (rabbit) is the source of this 807-nucleotide messenger RNA. RefSeq names its product large ribosomal subunit protein eL8. Gene Ontology annotation, molecular function: RNA binding. The record is from RefSeq and is a predicted model, not a curated record. Gene Ontology annotation, biological process: ribosome biogenesis. Lineage: Eukaryota; Metazoa; Chordata; Mammalia; Lagomorpha; Leporidae. Gene Ontology annotation, cellular component: ribonucleoprotein complex.
CAGCCGCUCAAGAUGCCGAAGGGGAAGAAGGCCAAGGGGAAGAAGGUGGCCCCGGCCCCUGCCGUGGUCAAGAAGCAGGAGGCCAAGAAGGUGGUGAACCCGCUGUCCGAGAAGCGGCCCAAGAACUUCGGCAUCGGACAGGACAUCCAGCCCAAGCGGGACCUCACACGCUUCAAGUGGCCGCGCUACAGCCGGCUGCAGCAGCAGCGGGCCAUCCUGUACAAGCGGCUGAAGGUGCCGCCCGCCAUCAACCAGUUCACGCAGGCGCUGGACCGCCAGACGGCCACGCAGCUGCUGAAGCUGGCCCACAAGUACCGGCCCGAGACCAAGCAGGAGAAGAAGCAGCGGCUGCUGGCGCGCGCGGAGAAGGCAGCCGGCAAGGGGGACGUGCCCAGCAAGCGGCCGCAGGUGCUGCGGGCGGGAGUGAACACCGUCACGACCCUGGUGGAGAACAAGAAGGCACAGCUGGUGGUAAUCGCGCACAACGUGGACCCCAUUGAGCUGGUGGUCUUCCUGCCCGCCCUGUGCCGCAAGAUAGGGGUCCCGUACUGCAUCCUCAAGGGCAAGGCCCGGCUCGGGUGCCUGGUGCACAGGAAGACCUGCACCACCGUGGCCUUCACGCAGGUGAACUCGGAGGACGAAGGGGUCCUGGCGAAGCUGGUGGAGGCCAUCAGGACCAACUACAAUGACAGAUACGACGAGAUCCGCCGCCACUGGGGAGGCAAGGUCCUGGGGCCCGAGUCCGUGGCUCGCAUCGCCAAGCUGGAGAAGGCCAAGGCCAAGGAGCUGGCCACGAAGCUGGGGUGA